CCCUUCCCACGCCUCCGCGCAGGCGAACGCAGUCUCCGUGCUCUGUGAACCAGCCCGACGCGCACACUGAACUCCGCCGUCAAAUGGACCCGAAUCAACCGCCCCUAAAAAAAGAAGGGAUUCAGACUCAGUGAUGUAAAAAAAAAUAAAAAAUAAAAAAAAAAUAAAAAACCUUCGCACGUCGGACGGCGCGCGCGGCUCAGCUGCGUUCAGACCUGGAUGAAGAGCCGAGGAGCGAGCCGCAAUUACCCGGGACUCUAGAAGAAAGGAGAAGAAGAAAGAAAAAGAGUGAACGCCAGUGUUUGCGGGUUAGCUUCCCCCCCGAGGAGGCGAGCGGGCUGGUGGAGGAGAGUUCGGGGUCGCAGUUUUCUUCCGAGAGCUCAUUAUCUGCACUUUGAAAGGACGAACUUCGCCGCCGCCCUGGACUCGGUGAAUCGAUGCGCGCUGUAACAUGGAUGUCCGAGACGGGGCUAAACAGCAAACUACACCGCAGGGAACGCAGCACACUCAGGAGAACGGUGAACGCGCUGGAGAAGACGAAGCCAGGAUUCUCCACACCUGUGAUUUGAUGUGAGCCUGUAUUGACCUGAGACUAUUAAAAUGGAGUUGCUAUGGAAACUUAUACUUCUGCUGUCAUGGGUGGAGUGUUUGGCAGGAAGCGAAGUCUUGCUGAGGCCUGUGUUCAACAAACAACCCGGCAGUGUGGUCUUUCCCCUUCAUGCUGGUGAGAAUCGCAGAGAGGUGGUGUUUAGCUGUGAGGCCCAGGGACACCCACCGCCCUUCUACAGGUGGAAGCUCAAUGGCUCCUUCAUCCUGCCCAGACCAGGGUCGCGUUACUCUCUCUCCGGAGGAAACUUACACAUCAGCCAUCUGAACAAAGAGGAGGAUGUUGGCAUCUACCAGUGCCUGGCUUCCAACUCCUUCGGCACCAUCGUCAGCAGGGAGGCCAGCCUGCACAUUGCAUAUCUGGAGAACUUCAAGACACAGAGAAGAAGUCCAGUGAGAGUUCGUGAAGGCCAAGGAGUGGUACUACUGUGCGGCCCACCACAGCACUCCGGAGAACUUACCUUCACGUGGAUCUUCAAUGAGUACCCGUCGUUUGUCAUCCAGGACACGCGCCGCUUUGUGUCCCAGAAGACAGGCAACCUCUACAUCGCCAAAGUGGAAACCUCUGAUGUGGGCAACUACACGUGUGUAGUCACCAACACGGUCACCAAAAGCAGUGUUCAAGGACCACCGACUCCUCUGGUGCUGCGGGUUGACGGUGUGAUGGGUGAAUACGAGCCAAAGAUCGAAGUGCAGUUCCCUGAAGUUGUUCCUGUUUCUAAGAGCUCAACUGUCAAACUGGAAUGUUUUGCACUUGGAAAUCCAGUGCCAACCAUCAGCUGGAGAAGAGCGGACGGGGCCUCUUUUGGCAGGAAGGUGGACAUAAAUAAAGCCAGCGGAGUAUUAGAAAUCCCUUACUUCCAGCAGGAGGAUGCGGGAGUCUAUGAAUGUGUGGCUGAAAACAGUAGAGGAAGAAACUCUGCAAAAGGAAAGCUUUCUUUCUACGCUGCACCUAACCUGACUGAGAAGCCUCAAGAUGUUCAGAAGACUAUUGAUGAUACUCUGGUGUGGGAAUGCAAAGCCAACGCCAAGCCCAAACCCUCUUACCGCUGGAUGAAGAACGGAGAGCCUCUGGACCCCAUGGAGCAGGACAGGGUUCAGGCGAAUAAUGGAGUGCUGACCAUCAGUAGCUUGAAUCUGGCUGACAUCGGUAUGUACCAGUGUGUGGCGGAGAACAAGCACGGCCGAAUCUUCACCAACGCUGAGCUCCGAGUAAUAGCCAUUGCUCCAGACUUCUCCCGGACCCUGUUGAAGGCCCAAACUCUGGCCCGACAGGGUGGCGACGUUCUCAUCGAAUGCAGGCCCAGGAUGUCUCCUCGGGGUGUCAUUUCUUGGAGGAAAGGGAAAGAAUCCCUGAGAGAGAGCCACAGGGUCACUGUGUUGGAUAACGGCAGCCUGCGGAUUUCCAACGUUACUAAAGUGGAUGCUGGACUCUACACAUGUGUAGCCAGAAACCAGUUUGGAGUAGCGAGCAGUGCUGGUACCCUUGUAGUUAAAGAUGCAACGGUGAUCACCAGUCCAGCAGGUCAUCUGGACGUGACGGUGGGGGAGAGCAUCGUGCUGCCGUGCCAGGUCUCUCACGACACCUCGCUGGACCUCAAAUUUACCUGGUUCUUCAACGAGCAGCUCAUCCACUUUGGAAGCCACUGGGCCUAUUUCGAAAAAAUCGGUGGCCGCUCGGCUGGCGACAUCAUGAUCCGGAAUAUACAACUGAGGCAUGCUGGGAAAUAUACGUGUGCUGUUCAAACCAAGGUGGACAGUGUAUCCAUUGCCACUGAUGUGGUUGUCAGAGGUCCUCCGGGGCCUCCCGUUGACUGUCAGGUGACUGAGAUGACAGAGACCACAGCAUCUCUGUCCUGGGGACCCGGCGUGGACAGUCACAGCCCCAUCCACAGCUACGCCAUCCAGGCCAGAACGCCCUUCUCCCUCGGGUGGCAAGCCGUUACCACCGUACCUGAGCUGCUCGGGGGGAAGCAGCUGUCAUCCUCUGUCAUUGACUUGAGUCCAUGGGUGGAGUACGAAUUCAGAGUCCUGGCAACAAACAGCAUCGGAACAGGAGAACCCAGCAAACCCUCCAAAAAGGCCCGCACCAAAGAAAUGCUUCCCAGGGCGGCUCCGUCCAGGGUGAAUGGCGGCGGUGGGGGACAUUCAGAGCUUGUCAUCACUUGGGAGCCUGUUCCAGAGGAGCAGCAGAGUGGUCCGGGCUUCGGCUACGUGGUGGCUUUCCGCCCACUUGCGGCGCAGGGCUGGAUGCAGGCGGCUGUCACGUCUCCCGACUCCUCCAGAUAUGUCUUCAAGAAUGAGAGCAUCCCUCCCUUUUCCCCUUACCAAGUCAAAGUCGGGGUUUACAACAACAAGGGAGAAGGCCCUUUUAGUCCAGUGACCACUAUCUACUCAGCGGAGGAAGAGCCCAGCAGAGCUCCAGCGAGGCUGAGGGCGAAGAGUGUAUCUGCGUCCGAGGCAGAGGUCACCUGGAAGCCACUGGCCUGGAGCAACAACCGGAGACGCAUCCUGGGCUAUGAGUUGCAGUACUGGGGUGAGAAGAAGAAGCAGGACACAGCCACUGUGAUUAGGACAGUGGGGAACAAAACGUCCGUGCUGCUCAGGGAUCUGGAGGGCAGCAGCACGUAUUACAUGUCCCUGCGGGCCUAUAACAGCGCUGGAGUGGGUCCUCAGAGCAUCAUAGUCAACGUCACAACCAAGAAACCACCGCCCAGUCAAGCCCCGGUCAAAAUUAUGUGGAACACUUCCAACUCCAAGGUUAUCCUGAAGUGGGACCAAGUGCACGCUCUGGAGAACGAGUCAGAAGUCACAGGGUACAAGGUGAUGUACAGCCAGGACAAACACAGUUUUCCCAGUGUGGUGGAGACCAACACCACCUCAUUGGAGUUGUCACUACCGGUCAACCAGGACUACGUAAUCCAGAUCAAACCUUUCAGCGAGGGAGGUGAAGGCAGCAGCAGCCGCCAGAUCACCAUCCCCAAGAUAGCAGGCCCCGUAGCCACCGGAGCAGCCCCAGAGUCUUCUGCGUAUCCCUUGGUCAACCUUGCAGCGUUAAUCCUCACAGCAAGGACUGCACUAUGACAAACAUCUGCAUCCACCAGGCACCACAGCUGCUCACUGCAGUAAGAGGCAAAACAGCAGGUUGGAGACUUUCCACCUGCUCCCUUCCCCGUCCUACGGUCUUUCCUGUUUUUUUCUACAAAGAUCUCUUUGUGAGGAAGAAUCCUUCCCUCCACCUCUCUGAGCUGUUGAAAGGAGCUGCCGCUUUCAGAAGUUGCUUUUAUGGCAGUGAAAGGACACCGUGACUUGACUGCGGUUUCUUUGAAGAUGUUUCUCAUACGGUUUUAACCUUGGAGGCCCAGGCGUUGUGUGUGGAGCACAAUAGGAUGUGAACGUGUUUUUUUUUUUACUGUGCAGGUUCUUUUGAGCAGAUAUCGUUUGUACCUCUGGACCUUUCUUGGACGCUUGGAUUGGAUCUAAAGCUGAGGUGGGACGAGACCUUACGUAGCUCACAUCUAUGUGAGUGAAGUUGUAUUCAUGCUCGGUUUAAGACCAGCAAUGGAAGAAGCAACGUCCCAGCUCUCUGUAGACUGUAGUCUUUGAGAGCGUCCUGAUCUGUCCAAGCAAGAUAACCAACUGUUACCAAUCCCUGCCAAAUACAGGGGGCUAAGCCUCAUUAUUUGAUGACAAAUCAGAAUUUGGGACCUUUGUAACUCUACCUGGAUUGUAUUCGUGCUUUUGUGUUCUACCACAUUACAUUGGAACUUCAGAGUUGCCGUGAAACUGAAACUGUAACCAAAGGUAUUGAAGCCAACUUGGAUCGAUGCCACCUGUUGUAUCAUUGUGAGAAAAUGCUGCGCCUACACUCCCAAAAUGGCUUCCAUUGUAAACAGCAGCCUUGUGUUGAUUAAUUGAUGUCUUACCUUCCUCGCUCAUCCAUGAUAAGUCCGUCACGCUGAGCAUUUCGAGCCACAUUGUUGUACACGUAUGUAUGAAAUCCUCAGGUCCCAAAUGAGCCUUAUGAUUAUUAUCCACAUCAUUAUAAUUCAAGAGAGUUUAAUUUAUUUUCUUCCUCUGUUUAUUUUUGCAUUGUAUUUUGGCUCACUCAUGAUAUACUUUAUGAAAAACUGACUUACUAUUUGCUAUGUUGAGUUUUCAGUGCUUUUGUUACUUUUUAGAUCGUAUUUAUGGGCAUUUUGGGCUCAGAAACAACAUGCCUUUUUCCUAAGUCAUCAUGAUGCGCAUUGUAAUACAGUACAAGUGGCAGUGAUAACUGACUUUUCUUACGUAGCUUAUUACAAAGUAGGGAUGGUAUUUUACCAGUGAGAUACUGUUUAGCUGCUGUUUGGCAUGAGAUUGGUCAGUGUACGUACCUACGUUGCUUAGGGUGUCUGAAUGGAUCAAGCUGCUUUUAAUAAACAUAAUGCCAUUUU
This is a messenger RNA of Pungitius pungitius (ninespine stickleback), 5042 nucleotides long. It is a transcript of the gene cntn3a.1, whose product is annotated as contactin 3a, tandem duplicate 1. Gene Ontology annotation, biological process: brain development; axon guidance; cell-cell adhesion. The record is from RefSeq and is a predicted model, not a curated record. Lineage: Eukaryota; Metazoa; Chordata; Actinopteri; Perciformes; Gasterosteidae. Gene Ontology annotation, molecular function: cell-cell adhesion mediator activity. Gene Ontology annotation, cellular component: axon; plasma membrane. The transcript has 23 exons. The coding region runs from base 601 to 3690 and encodes 1029 amino acids.